Messenger RNA from Papaver somniferum (opium poppy), 1148 nucleotides. RefSeq lists its product as uncharacterized. The transcript is spliced from 2 exons. Bases 1 to 795 code for a protein of 264 amino acids. The record is from RefSeq and is a predicted model, not a curated record. NCBI's taxonomy places the organism in Eukaryota, Viridiplantae, Streptophyta, Magnoliopsida, Ranunculales, Papaveraceae.
AUGCAAACCGAUCAGGAAAACCAACAUGCAAUAGUUAUUGAGGAAAAUCAGGUUGUUGUCUUAAAUGCAAGUCAACAGGAGGAGGCAAAUGAGGUCGCUGAGGGUGAAGGAAAAAAUGUUGAGCAAGAUUUAUUGGGGAAUCGGCUGGCUGACACAACGACUCAAAUGGAAUCCCAAAUCUCAAUUGGGUGUAAUAACCAAGGUAUGCUUCAAGUUAAUAUUUCCAGAGGAAGGGAUAAAGAUAACUCAUAUCUUAGGCAUGGAAAGAGACUAAGAAUGGAUCAAGGGGAGUCUAGCAAUAGGGGUAAAUCAUCUUCUCAACCCUUAGAAAAUUUCACCCAGUACCCAACUAAUAUUCUGAAAUAUACUGCAAUUCAUAACAUUAGAGAGGAAAAUCAAAGUGGGGAAAUUUUAGGUGAAAAAAUUGAUAGGAAUUUGCUUAGAAACUAUCUUGAUAUGAGUGGAUUUGAUGUUUCUUUUGAUGAUUACAAUGCCCAAAACAUAGAUCCAGCGAAUUUUCAUCAAUCAGGAGCUUUUAAAGGUCAUAUUGAAGCCCUAAUUUCUCAGUAUGAGCAAAAUCAAACCAUCCAAAACUCUUCUAAUCAACAUGAAAUAUAUACUUCAAACACUCAUGUAAUAAUUGAUGAUCCAAAUUGCACACCUAACUUGUAUCCUCCUUAUCAAGGGACAAUCUCAGAGCAAAACUACGCUCGAAGGUUCAAAGAAAAAGCCCCAUCUGCUGCUGAUCAGGAAGGAUCCAAGGCAUCAAGGGAAGAUUCAUCUAUGGAGGGCUAGAUGCGGAACAAGUAGAGUGCUUGGACUUCAAAGAAGCAGUGUUAUGGGCUAACUCUCUGAAUCUAAAAUAUGUAAUGUUCGAGCCGGAUUGUCUUAAUCUAGUUAAAACUAUCAUAGAUGCUACCCCUUAUGUAAAUUGGUGGAGUCAGGGGAUUGUAGAAGAAAUAAAGCAUCUCUUGUCUAGUAGUAAUGUAUGUCAGGUCAGUCAUGUUAAGAGAACAGGCAACAUCACAACUCAUAAUCUGGCUAACAAAGCUAGAAAAAAAAAAAGCUUCUUUUGAUUUUUGGAAUACCAUCCCAGUUUGGUUAGCCGAUAUUGUAAGGGAUGAAGAAGAAAGCCUGAUGUUAUGUAA